GGCCAUAAAAUCCAUUUCAACGACACUUGAAGUUAAGAACCAAGCCAAACUACGUACCAACCGCCCAAUCCAGCGCGAUGCCUCCAAUUACCAGAAGAUCUAAGGGACAGCAGAUGACCAACUUGACACCCCCAACUCCAAGACCAAGAAAAGCCAGUUCAUCAAAAGCUGGACCUUCGUCUUCAGCCGCAGCUGCACCAGCUCCGGUAGAUGAUGGGACGGGGCCAGUAUAUUUCUGGAAACCCCACGAAGUACCAUUCGGUAUCUUCUCCCAAUGGUACGAGGACGAAUUUACAGCUCCCUUCGAUGGGGAAGAAAUGAGAUUUGGUACAGCAGAGCAGUAUGUGCAUUAUUAUCCCUGCAACACAUAAAGCCUUAUCGGUGUUCCGAGGGUAAUCUUUUGAUACCCCACAGAUACAUGAUGUAUAGCAAAGCACUACUAUUCAACGACCCAGAUACCGCCGCAGAAAUAAUGAAAACGACGAAUCCCUCGACCCAGCGCGCGCUAGGUCGUAGAGUCCAAAACUUCAAUGAUGUGGCAUGGGCAAAGAAUAGGUCCCGGAUUGUGGAAGAGGGAAGUUAUUGGAAGUUCAAGAAGGAUCCAAGCCGGCUUUUGGAAACGGGUGACAGAGAGAUUGUCGAGGCGAGCCCUCGGGACAGGAUUUGGGGUAUCGGGUUUGGGCCCAAGAAUGCUGAUGUUGGAAAAAGGGAUAAGUGGGGUAUGAACUUGUUGGGGAAGGCGUUGAUGGAGGCGAGGGACAGGCUUAGGAGGGAAUUAGAACCAGAGACAGAAUCAAAGGGGAAGGAGCAAGGCUAGCUGAGGGACAAUUGCCGCCAUGGGGGAACUCAAAGCUUAAUUGUUUGUACGCAGAUUGCGGGAGGAAUUCGCAUCAGGCUCAUAGUUACUUUCCCCUUCCAUCCUCCGCUCCUUUCUUGCCUUCUUGCUUGCUUUCUUUAUUUAUCUAUUUCGUUCUUGCCUUGCCGCCUACCCUUUCCCCUCACCCUUCGUCUGUUUUAAUGGUGCAAAGCGAAAAUAAGGGCAUCCCCGCAACCUCUGUAUCACAUAACUCAUGCGGAGGAUUCCACAAAUGGCGCAUUAGGAUCCCGAGAUUACUCCAAAUCCAUUUGCGCAUUUUUUACAGACUCAUUCUGGUUUGACGGAGGGCCUCCCGCAAAGUUUUUCGAGUCUCCUAUUGAUCCCGAAUGCUUGUAGCACAAUGAAAAGGAAGUGGAAGCACCGUUUGAGCCCUCCACGCACAUUUUCAGCGAACAAGGCUCAUUGGCUUAUUGUCGGCGAUAUCAUUGGAGCGUUUAUCAAGGCAGGCUGUUCUUUUACUAGCUUUUGCUAUCCUAGCACCACCGAAAAUCAGAAAUGACCUCAACAAGAAAAGAGAACACCAAGAGAACACCAAGAGAACAUGAGCGUUGGAUGGAGAUGAUCGCGUUCGAGUGUGAGCACCAAAUGCCAUGUUAUUUAGGGAUCAAGAGGUGUUGGGGACAACUCCAGACGCAAUAUACACUCUCCAGUAGUAAUCAAUCUAGGGAAAUACCUCUACAAGCAUUUUGGACUGCCACGUCUCAGGCUGACGAUAACCUCCCCCCAACCCCCUCUUUUCCGACAAAUCCAACGCUCUAACUGAAAUAAAGACAUCACUUAUCAUCAUAAAGACCAAUAUCCCAUUUAAAUUACCCUGAAUCUC
Tuber aestivum (summer truffle) is the source of this 1700-nucleotide messenger RNA. The record is from the annotation of a GenBank genome assembly. Lineage: Eukaryota; Fungi; Ascomycota; Pezizomycetes; Pezizales; Tuberaceae.